Messenger RNA from Malania oleifera, 1361 nucleotides. Its product is annotated as transcription factor TCP19-like. Bases 157 to 1221 code for a protein of 354 amino acids. Gene Ontology annotation, cellular component: nucleus. Gene Ontology annotation, molecular function: sequence-specific DNA binding; DNA-binding transcription factor activity. The record is from RefSeq and is a predicted model, not a curated record. NCBI's taxonomy places the organism in Eukaryota, Viridiplantae, Streptophyta, Magnoliopsida, Santalales, Ximeniaceae. The transcript has a single exon.
AAUAUCACACGACCUUUUGCUAUAUAUAUAUAUAUAUAUAUAUGCAUAUAUUCAGUAAUCCUUCUUUUGAACGGUGUCCUAGUGAACGAGGUAAGUGUGUUUCAAUUCAUGAGUUGCUUGCUUGCUUCACCUUCCCCACCUUCUCUUGCUUUCUGAAUGGCUUCCUUUCGGCAACAAGAAGCGGACGAUGGUGGUGAUACACGAACCGGAGAUCUUAAAAUCAAUGGCCAAGGUGAUUCGAAACCCAUCAGUCACAACCACCAGGGCCCCACUAACCCCGCCAAUUGUUCUAAGGUUCCGUUCACUGACCCACCUUUACAGUCGCUGGACAUCGCCGCGCCGGCGUCGGCGAUUUCUUUGAAGAAAGAGCGGCACGCAGAGAUGAGGUCGCCAACACAGACAGCGGCGAUGGGGGCCGUGUCCGCGGCGCUUCAGAUGCCGGUACCUGUGCAGGCAUGGACGCCACCGAAGAAGGCAUCGGCUAAGGACCGCCACACGAAGGUGGAAGGACGCGGCCGGAGGAUCCGAAUGCCUGCCGCGUGCGCCGCUCGGAUCUUCCAGCUGACCCGAGAACUCGGCCACAGGUCCGACGGCGAAACCAUCCGGUGGCUACUCGAGCACGCCGAGCCAGCCAUCGUCGCUGCCACCAGCUCCGUAUCCGUCCCGUCGAUUGCCAUGUCAGUGAAUGGGUCGUUCAGGAUGCCGGCAACCGCCAUCGCCACCUCAUCCUCCGACGACGCUGACGGAGCCGACCCCACGAAGAAGAAGCGAAAACGACCCGAUGACAGCGUGCAGGUCGACGUAAACGACACCGGUCCCGUCUCCGCCGGCCUGGCUGCCGUUACUCCUCCCCAGGUUCAAAGGCUCGUGCCCAUGUGGGCCUUACCGACGAACGCCAUUGGAGCAUUGUGGAUGGUCCCUCCGACGACCGCCAUUGCCGGAGUUGCGAACCCGUCUCCGAUAUGGACGUUUCCGUCCGCAGCUACGCCUCUAGUAAACAUUUCUGCAAGGCCCAUCCCGUCGUUCGCUUCAGCCGUGAAAACAAACAGUACUAAAGCAACAUCAACAGAAACAGCAACAGCAACAACCACAGCUACAACUACUGCUACUGCUGCUCAGAUGCUUAGAGACUUCUCUUUGGAGGUUCACGAGAAAAAAGAGCUUCAGUUCAUGACCACCACCUCCUCGGCUCGCCCCCAAACAUCGCCUUCAGAUCACUGAAGAAUCAUGGCGUUUUCUAAAAGCAAUUUUUCUAUGAUUAGUAUGAACUUGUAUGAUUUGGACUAAAUUUAGUAUAGAAUUGUAUUAAAUUUUGUUUAAAUUCAUGCAAAUUUCAGACUCAAAAUAUGAGUUUUCAGACA